AUGGAUGCUUCCAAACACGACGAACCGCCAUCAUUCACUUCCCAAACUCCCACGCCUCUUCCUCCCCCCAUCGACCCCUGGCCCGACCGUCUGAAUCAUUCAUCGAUGGCUGCGACUCCUUUGCCAACCUCUCCGUCCGCACGCUCCUCCUCGCGCCUGUCUCCAUCAGAUAUGCCCCCGCGUUCUGGUGCCGCCGCGCCGCAUUUGACCCCUCGACGCACCACUAGCUCCAGUUCCCUGCGAGAUGAGCGUCGAAAAUCUAUCCCCAGCCUAAAAAAACGUUCGUCUACUGCGUCGCUGCGAUCUAUUUACCCCAGUGCUGGCGGGUCCUCGUGUCCCAGUCUGUCGCGACGCUCCUCAUCUACAUUCGCGACCUCCCCGGCGACGACCACCACCCCCGCCACAAACACCCCCAACACGUCGCUCAAGAGACCCUCUCUACAUGCAGCAAUGGAACACCCAAUCCCCACGGCUGCUUCCAUUGCGGCGGACCAUUUCCAAAAGGAAGUGGAUUUGCAUCAGUCAGCCGACCUACGCUCCCAAACUCUGGUUGUCCUUCACGAUGCUUGCUAUGGACAUCGUUUCUCGCGUCCUCGGACCUCGCGAGCAGCCCUGAAUUCCAUAGUGGAAAGACCAGAGCGUAUCCAAGCUGGCGUCUUGGGCGUUUCUGCCGCGUACGUCCGGCUUACACGAAGAUACUCUGGGGGUCUCUUUGCCCCUCACCCUGACCUCAGCCUGGAACAUCUGCCUGUGCCCCCGUUUCAGAUUCGCAAAACGGCUCGGGUUAUGGCGCUCAACUCUCCCGCAGUCACGCAUGUACAUGGAACCAAGUGGAUGGACGAUCUAAAGAGCAUGUGCGACGGGGCGGAAUCGCGCCUUGCGUUGAACGGCAAAGAAUUGAUCAGACCUCGCAGCGCGGGCAAGGAUGGUGCCACCGCAGACGCGCCGCCGCUUCAUGAAGGUGAUCUCUAUUUAUGCUCGGAGUCUCUCAACGCGUUCGAGGGAGCUCUCGGGGGCGUCUGCGAAAGUAUCGAUGCUGUCUUCGGUCCAGGUUCUACGAAACGCGCGUUCGUGUGUAUCCGGCCACCAGGCCACCAUUGUUCGGCAGGUCAUCCAUCGGGAUUCUGCUGGAUUAACAAUGUUCAUGUGGGCAUCUCCUAUGCCGCCAUGUCGCAUGGCCUGACCCACGCCGCCAUUCUGGACUUUGAUCUGCAUCACGGUGAUGGCUCGCAGGAGAUUGCGUGGGAGCAGAACCAGAAGGCCACGACGGCUGCCCGAAAUGCAGCAAAUUACAAAAAGGCCGUGGUGGGAUACUUCAGUCUUCAUGAUAUAAAUUCCUAUCCCUGCGAAAUGGGUGACCCGGAGAAAGUGCGCAAUGCGAGUGUGUGCAUCGACGGGGCGCAUGGCCAGUCCACCUGGAACGUCCACUUGGAGCCGUGGAAGACGGACCUGGAAUUCUGGGAGCUUUACGCUACGAAAUACACGAUCCUUAUUGAGAAGGCACGUGCAUUCUUACGAACGCAUACGGAGCGUCUGCUCAACGCGCCCAACGGACCUCCGCCUAAAGCGGCCAUUUUCAUCUCCGCGGGAUUCGAUGCUAGUGAGUGGGAAGGCGCAGGCAUGCAAAGACACAAAGUCAACGUCCCCACCGACUUCUACGCCAGGUUUACGGCCGAUGUGGUCCGGAUGGCAGAGGAGGAAGGACUGGGAGUCGACGGACGCAUCGUCAGCGUCUUGGAAGGCGGAUACAGUAAUCGAGCUCUGACGAGUGGCGUCCUGAGUCAUUUGUCAGGACUGGGAGACUCAGCGUUUAACGCUGACAACACAGGCGAUAACCAGAUCAAUCGUUUGACUGCUGAAAUGGCAGAUCGCCUGGCGUUAUUUGAUCCCCCCCAGGACAAAGCACAAUACCCGAUACCUGAGGCCGCCUAUGAUGGUGAGUGGUGGUCACCAGCUGCCCUGGAAGAGCUCGAGGCUCUGGUAUAUCCGCCGGCAGCACCUCCCAAGGUUCGCGAGAAGUCUGCGCCAACUUAUUUUGCACCCACGCAGUCGUUUACCGCCAAAGUUGUUACUUAUCCUCGUGAUCGUAAGUCCAACGGCUCUCAGAUAAGCUUGGAACAUGAGGCUCCGCCCCUACCGCCGGUGGGUUGGGCGACCGCAACGCAUGAGCUUUCAAAGGUACUCGUUCCUGGCCAUCGCCAGACCACGAGUUGCCGACCAGAGGAUCUCAACGCCGAGGCUUCACGCUUGCGGCGAGAACGUUUGACGACUGCCGAUACCGCUCCCUCGACUGCACCCGAGGAAAGCCGCAUGAAGCUCCGGACAAGAAAACCCAAGUCGUCCCUGCCUAGCACCCCAAAUGCCGAGACCCCGAAACGACAGAUGCUUAAAGGUAACAGGCGAACUACGAUCGAUGCCACCAGUGACCUCCCAGGCCCGUCUCCUGAUGAGAAAUCACCAACCAUGCGCGCAACCCGCAGAAAAAGCGCCGCUUCAACCACUAUACCGACUUCGGACCCUGGUGUGGACCACGCAAAGAUCGAUUCAAACCAAAGACCAUCGUCACGGAUAGCGAAUGGUGGGCGGAAACAAAACCACUCGCGACCUACCACUCCAAAACGCUCAGUAAGCCCCAGGAAGGUGCCUCCUGUGCCCCGAGUUCCGUCAGGGUUUCUCCCGUCUGAGCCAGCUGGCGAUGGACCGUCGCGGUUGCCUGACGGGUCGCACCCACAGACAGAUAGUACAGAGGCUCUUGCAUCGGACGAUGUGGACAGUCUGGCCGCAGGUGUGCGGAAACUGAGCAUCAAGCUCAAAGUGCCGUCCCCUGAAGAGAACGUGGCCCGCGAAAACAAAAUGGCGGAAGAGCGCAAGAAGCGCUCAUCCAAGGCAGCAAUUAAGAUGCCCAAAUUGCCCAAGAAACCCUCCGGUGCCAAAGCAUCUACUUCUACGAGCAGGCCGUCGUCUCGGUCUUCAUCGACUCCUACGAGUUCUGGUCCCAGUACGGUUACGGUGCAAGCCAGGACGAGCAGUAUCACCAAAUCGGAGGAACAAGAAAGAGCACCUAGUUCGUCGCUUGAAACAUUGGAGACGUCUAGCAGCGCAGCUGGCGGGUUCGCAGUAGCCAGUCUUCACGACCGGCCUAGCGCGGCUCGCUCAGUGGAAGUAUUAAACCCGCCAUCAUCGCAGGCGCCCUUAGGCGGAACGGCUUCGUUGACACCGGAGUCCCUGCCCAGUACUGUCCAGCUCCGUACGUCGUUGUAUUCUCCGCCAACCUCCGCUGUCCUGAACAGGAAUGGACUUCCGGUCUUCACAUCUAACAGCCCGAUCCCAUUUGCACCAUCGAGUGCUGUUCAGCAGAGCGAGACUCGGACCCCCUCGGAGCUUGAUAAUUCUACUUUUGGCUCUGCAGAUUCGGAGCAGCCGAACGGUUUGGAACAAGUUACGAGUCAAACAAAUGGCGCUUUCCAAAUACCAUAA
This is a messenger RNA of Aspergillus tanneri, 3477 nucleotides long. Its product is annotated as histone deacetylase hosB. NCBI's taxonomy places the organism in Eukaryota, Fungi, Ascomycota, Eurotiomycetes, Eurotiales, Aspergillaceae. The coding region runs from base 1 to 3477 and encodes 1158 amino acids. The transcript has a single exon. The record is from RefSeq and is a predicted model, not a curated record. Gene Ontology annotation, molecular function: histone deacetylase activity. Gene Ontology annotation, cellular component: nucleus.